AUGAGCCCGAUACUCGACAUUCUCGGCCGAGAUAACGAAGAUCUCCUGUCAUCCCUGCCCUCCGUGCUGGACGAGCAGGCCAAUGCUCAUGCUCUCGGCUCGCUCCGGGUCAAUUCGCAGUGGCAGCAGCACAAGAGCACGAUCGACCACCUUUUGGAGCACGAUCCCGUUAAGGCUCUGCAACUGAUAGCGCGCCUGGUGGAUACGCUUGAACUCUACGCACCAUCGCUCAAAGGCCUGCAAGAGGUACAAAGAUACACCUCUCAUGUACUGGAGUCGGUGGUCUUCGGCAAUGGUCCCGCCAGGCAGGCUGCAGCCUUCUUGCUCGGCCACACCCUUGCCAUGUACCCACUCACAGCAGAAACCAUCUCGCUGACCAUCGAGAACAUACUUCUCGGAGGUGAUUCAGACUUGGCCAUGUGUCUCAUCCUCGGCGUCAAGCGGAACAGCCUGGCCCAAUUCGAGCUCCAUCUACCGACGCUUCUCAGGCAGAUCCAAAUGUCAGCAUUCACGGGCAAGAACAUUGACAUUACUCAAGACGCCCUUAAGCAGUGCAUGCAGCUGUACCAAACAGGCAAGGAGUGGAUCCUGCAAGCUACUCACACCGUAUUUGCUGCCAGUCUCCGCCUUGGUGAUCUGCAGUGGACCUGUUUCAUCAUCUGCAAUACCCCGAUGCUUCUUCGCAACGAUCUCCGCAAGCAUUACCCCGGCACAUGUGACGCCUCGCAGAUUCUCGAAAGCCUACUUGGUCAUCCCAACAAAUCCACGUCGCUGGCGUUGCCCAUCCUCACGACAUGGGAGACUUCCAAAUUCUGCGCAGAGGGCUCGGUCGAUCGAAUCGUACGUUUCAUGCUUACCCUUGACCCAAUCGACUCGCUCGACGGGCUAGGACAAUUGGCCUGCGUGGUGCUCGAGCAGUUUGCACCACACCUCAAUCAAGUGGCUGCAUUGGCUCUCGCAUCGCUUGCUGAUCCCAAAUUGCGGACAAGCUCCCAGCGUCUCCUUGGCCGACUACUUGCUGCGCUCGGCCCCAUCACGCUGGAUACCAUGAUUUCAUACCUCCACUGCCCCGCUCACAUUCUGCUAAUGGAUGUCAAGCUGCUUGACCAGAUGGCAUCACUCCUCCCUAACUUGCGAAAGCGAAUCAUCCAGGUCCUGGUGGAGGCGAUCGACGAUGCUACCACUCGGGGCGGAGACGCCGCCGUUCUUGCGGCUCUGACCGUGUUCCCCCUUCAAGACCCCUACCUCGCCCAACGAGCGCAGGAAUUUGUCCUCUGGAGCCUGGACGAGUCUCGAGAUCAAGCUCAGGUCCUUUUGGCUCUGCAACUCGCCAUUGACGCGUGCAUCGCAACUCCGUCGACAAUGAGAGCACUCACCUACAAGGCAGCCCAGCUCCUCCUUGCAGAUGAUCCUCAUGUUGUGCAUAUGGCGCUCAGCGCUCUAUCCAACCCAAUCCUCGCAAGCACGCUCGACGAGAAGAGCUGUCAGAUGAUCCUUCUCGCUUUGCACCAGUCUCUGGAACCCUCGAUCCAGAUAGUGGCAGCAAAGCUACUGACUCACUUGUCUACUGGUCAUCGAGCAAUCGUCCAACCACUGGCAUGGUCCCACAUCCGCCAAUCCCUCAGUCUCAUGGACUUUUUGCAAAACAUCGACCCCACUCGAGCCAUCGUCGAGGCGUGCAUCAUCAGCAAUCUUCUACCUGCAUUACCCCCAAGCGUCCACACGAAAUACGUUCGUCCCGUCAAGACCCUCAUCCUUCUUGGCCUGGAGCGUACUCACGAAAGCCAUAUACUCAGCCUCAUCUUCCAAGGCUUAUCCAAUCUCGCGAGGCACGGUAGCUGGCAGUCGAUGCAGCAAACCCAGCUCGCGAUUGAUCUCCUCGACAUGUCGCAGGAGAUACCCAAAGACGCGCAGCACGCCGCGCUUAACGCCAUUGCCCGUCUCCUCGCUGCUCCCCAACACCGUAUGGACGGUUACGAGCUAUUGACUACGGUGCAUUCGACAUUCCGCAAGAGCUCCAACCUGGACCCAGAUUCCAAGGCGCUAGUCGCGGGGAUUUACGGACAUCUGGGCACAAUUGAGAGGAAUCCCGUCAUCAACAGAGACUCCAAAGCGGCCAUCAACCGAGAAAAUGCAAUCUACGAUGACCGCAAAGUCCUCCAGUCUCAAGUGGCGGAGGCACGAGACAAGACGGGCGCAGUGAGACAUGUCACUGGGCUGGUGUCCAAGGCGUUGAUGGGGGCUAAACUAUCGGAGGAGGUUCUCGAGGCGAUGACUGGACUGGGGAUACUGCAGCCGGGAGCGACGCUGGUCCCCGAUCUCCCCUCCAUCAUCAUCCGCGAAACCCACGCCAGCCUCGACCGCAAAGCCAAACCACACGCUCUUGUCAUCUUUCUCUCGGCGGCGCUACACUCUGCGCCUCAUUGGCUGCAGCAGCACUGGGGGGAAUCUGCCGAGCUGAUGAGUAGAUGCAUCGCGGAAGGGGAGGUGCUGUCGGUGAUGCGGGGUUUGGACGUUGUACUUAGUUGUGCGUAG
Molecule: messenger RNA, 2535 nt
Organism: Dioszegia hungarica
Lineage: Eukaryota; Fungi; Basidiomycota; Tremellomycetes; Tremellales; Bulleribasidiaceae
Exons: 10
Coding region: 1-2535 (844 amino acids)
Source: RefSeq, a predicted model, not a curated record